ACAACAAUCAGUCAUUAAGUUUGGUAUUUAACGGCCACAAAAGUAAGGUGAGUGAUACUAUCUACAGCAAUGGCUUCUCCAAAAUUGCUUUUCAUCUUGGGUUCCAUUGUUAUAUACCUUUUUUCUCUCACCAUUGCCCAGAAUGAACCGCUGUCGAACAUCUGUUUAAAUGACAAGGGAAACUUCACCGCAAAUAGUACUUACCAGGCAAACCUCAAUUACCUCCUCUCCUCUCUCACUUCUAACAAUGAAAUCGACUAUGGUUUCUACAACGCCUCGUAUGGCCGAGAGACUGACAAAGUUAACGCAAUGGCACUUUGUAGAGGAGAUGUUAAGCCGGAUACCUGCCGUAGUUGCAUCCAAAAUUCAUCUCUUCAGCUCACAAAAAGUUGUCCCACCCAGAAAGAAGCCGUUGUAUGGUACGACGAUUGUAUGUUAAGGUACUCAAAUCGUUCCUUGUUUGGUAAUAUGGAAUAUACGCCUUAUGCUUGGAUGUAUAAUGUGAAUAAUGUGUCGGAAGUGAGUCAAUUCCGUGAAGUCCUGGGAAAGUUGUUAAAUAACUUGACAAAAAAAGCAGCCUCUGGUGGUCCUCUUCGUAAGUUUGCAACAGGAAAUUCAACUACGCCAGGCUCUCCGCCCAUAUAUGCACUUAUGCAGUGUACUCCUGACUUGUCCGAGCAGGAAUGUGUUGAAUGCCUAAAUGAUGUGACUUCACUGAUUCCGAAAUGUUGUGAUGGAAGACAGGGAGGGAGAGUUAUUACACCUAGUUGUAAUUUUAGGUACGAGAAAGAUAUUUUCUAUGACUCUACAGUUUAUGUGGCAACACCCUCACCAUCACCAUCACCGGCAAGUCCGUCAGCAGCAUCGUCGCCGCCUAAUUCUGCAACACAGAGAGGAAGGGAGAGCAGCCUGUCUCAAACAGUUGUCCACAUUGCAGUUCCAUUGUUGAUUUUGCAAUAUUUGUCUUCUACUUCAGCACUUUUUUAGAGUAAACAAAGCUGUAUCAGUUUCAUUCACCAUUUAUGCAGAACAUUGUGUUGUAUUGUUACA
Messenger RNA from Pistacia vera, 1050 nucleotides. Its product is annotated as cysteine-rich repeat secretory protein 38-like. NCBI's taxonomy places the organism in Eukaryota, Viridiplantae, Streptophyta, Magnoliopsida, Sapindales, Anacardiaceae. Bases 70 to 987 code for a protein of 305 amino acids. The transcript has 2 exons. The record is from RefSeq and is a predicted model, not a curated record.